This is a messenger RNA of Humulus lupulus (European hop), 1146 nucleotides long. RefSeq lists its product as uncharacterized. Lineage: Eukaryota; Viridiplantae; Streptophyta; Magnoliopsida; Rosales; Cannabaceae. Bases 441 to 1112 code for a protein of 223 amino acids. The record is from RefSeq and is a predicted model, not a curated record. The transcript is spliced from 2 exons.
UUUUUAGGACCCACCUAGAUAGGAAUCGAUAGGCCUCGAUAGGGACUCGAUGAUACACGGCUUUGGGAAUUUUUAGAACCUACCUCGAUAGGACUCGAUGAUACAAGGCUUUGUGAAUUUUAGAACAUAACUCGAUAUGAAUCGAUAGGACUCGAUAAGACUCGAUGAUACACUGCUUUGGGAUUUUUAGGACCCUUCUCGAUAGGAAUCGAUAGGCCUCGAUAGGACUCGAUAUGACUAGACUUUGGUUUUUUUGCCUUACCUCGAUAGGCCUCGAUAAGACUUGAUAGUAACCUGAUUAUAUUAUUCUUUGUGAUUUUGGAACCCACCUCGAUAGGCAUCGAUAAGACUCGAUAGAACUCGAUUGUUUCUGCCUCGAUAGUAACUGCCUUACCAGAUUGUUUUACAUUUUUAACAUUUUUUUUGUUUUUUUUUUCCAGAUGCCUGAACUUAUUGUGCCGUUGGAGAAACACUUUCCUGGCCGUGUCACUUAUAGGGGUAGUGCCUACUUGGAUACCCUUAUAGAGCAGUUUAAGAGGCAUGGUCUUAUUGAAAGGGCACAGGCAUGCCCAUUGGGACAGUUCUUUAAGGAAAAACUGUUUAGUUUUUCUGGGGUUCUGCUGCAUCAGCUAAUGUUGCGUAAGGUAGAAAGUAAGAAGCCUGAAGAGGGUCAGUUCUUCCUGGGCAACACUCCGUGUAGAUUUGGUAUUGUAGAGUUUUCCCUAGUUACCGAGCUAAAUUUUGGGAAAUCACCGUCCCUAGAUGAAUUGAAAGAGCAUCUUUCAAGUGAUCAGAUCAUCCAGGAAUAUUUUAAUGGUGAUUCGAAGGUUAGUUUUGGUCAGUUGGAAGAUGCAUUGAAGGCCUCCAUAAGCCCAGAAGAUGCAUUUAAGCUGGGUUUGUGCUAUUUGAUAGAGGGGGUACUGAAUGCCCCAGAGAAGACAACAACGAUAUGGGGAGAUUCCCUGAGGAUGGUUGAGGAUAAUGAUUACUUUUUCAAGUAUCCUUGGGGGAAGUUGUCAUUUAAGAAGGUUAGCAAAGGCCUUCAAAAGGACAUGAAGAGGCAAUUGAAACACUAUGAGGAGAAGAAGAAAGAGGGGUCAAGCAAAAAAUAGAAGGAGGCGAAGUAUAGUUUCACUUGCUAUGCAA